AUGUUGAGCCCUACUUUUAUUCUGGGGGAUGUUGGAUAUCCCUUAUAUACCUAUGGCUCCAUCUUCAUCAUUAUCCUAAUUAUCUGGCAAGUGAAAAGGAAUUACAAUGGAUUGAAGGUGGAACCUAAAAAGAGCUGCUGCCGGCGUCACCGGAAAGACAGGCAAAGGGCUAGAGAUGCAGCAUUAAGAGCUAGGAGAACUUCCCAGGAAGAAGCUGAGAAGCCACAGGAGCUGCUCUCUGCCAUGAAAAGCCAGGGCUGGCUUCCUCAGGAGGGAAGUGUGCGGCGGCUCCUGUGUGCAGAUCCCUGCUGCCAAACCUGCAAUGCUGUGGCUCUGGAGAUUCAGCAAUUGCUGGUGGGUGAGAACAACCAGAUCUCUCCCACUUUAUCUGGGCAAUCCCAGGACUCCUCUUGCCUAGAUAUUUUGUCCAUGUCUAGUGAAUCUUUUGAGCAGAGUCUGGGGCUUCAUUCCCAGGACACCAGAGAGAUUUCACUGGCAUCUGCAACCCCAACACCGGCACAAUCCACAACUCAGAAAUUCUUAACCCUGUCAGCUACUCAGUCAACCAAUACAGUCAAUAUACAAGAUUACUGGGCUGAUCAUUUCCAGCUACAGCAGGAAUUUCAAGUGCCAUAUAUGCUGAUAGGCCCAGAGACUAUCGCUUUUUCAGGGGUUGAGGAGCCUAGCGUUCCAGCAAACCAUCAGGAGACGAUGCAGAACAACCUCAAGCUUGUGCACGGUGAUGAAGGCCAGCAAUCUCUGAACUCUGAGGACACUUUGCUGUCCCUGAACCCAGAGAUAGCUAACCUGACACAUCCUAUGGCCUUUCAAAUGGUCCUCCCCACAAACCUGCCAUUCCUUAGUCCAGAAGUGCUGAGACUUCUUGAGAUACAUGUGAAAAAAUGGACGCAUUUCCAGAUGUGGGGGCUUCCCAGACGUGUUGAGGAGUCCUUGAGACAGCUUAUGCCAAACCCACCAUUUUAUUACCAGCCUGAAAACAACCAACCAGUUUCUUUCAUCCUAAAUAAUACCGCUCAGGUCUCUGUUCACAAAUUUGGAACUAUUUCCCACCAAACCUGGUGUUCAUGUAUGGUUGGCCAGCCCACCCAGACUUUCUGGGUUUCUGAAUGGUCCGCUAUGAACCCAGAAGAAAGGUACCACCAGCACAUUCCAAAACCUAUGGAUCUAGCCUUGCCCUCUCCAGCACUUAAAGUCCUAAGUGGCCUCUAUCCACUAUCUGGGGGACAGGCUAAUGAUUCAGGGAGCCAUCCUCAGCAGAAAUGCAGCCAACUAUUCUGUGGCCUCCCUUCUCUGCACAGUGAGUCCCUAGUUGCUACUUUCUUGGGCUCUCAAGGCCAUUCCAAGAACAAGAACAAGAACAUAUCCAAGCCCACCUUGAAGGGUCCUAUUCUCUUCAAGGAGCUCUCUUUUGUCCCCCUGCUGCCUAAAACUCCACCCCAGUCAGUUCCACCCUCUUCUCCAUCUUCCCCAAAUGGGGUGUCGCCAUGUAGCCAUCAUCAAUCCCAGAUCAAUGUCCCAUUUCUGACUCUGGCAGAGUGUGAAGCCUUGGAGUGGCACCUGCUGCAGAGGCAGCUCCAGCUUCAGUGGGGCUCAGUUCAGCACUCCCAGAGCCCCAUACAGAAUGAGCCCUGUGACAAAGCCCAGUCUCCUGAGACUGUGAAAACUUCCUGGCCAGGGAAGCCUGUCUCAGUCCUCACCAGAGAACUACUCUUCUUCCCGGAGCAUGCCCGGAGGCUGCUGGAAUUCCACCUCCAAAAGCAAUUGAUUCACCAUCGCUGGGGCCUGCCCCAGAAGAUCCAGCAGUCCAUUCAGUUGUUCCUUUCAUCCACUGACCAGCAGACCUCUUCCUGGAGCAGCACAGCUCUAGCCAAUGUGGGCAUUCCCCAACCUAUGGCCCUAGAGUCCAACAAGGCUGGUGACCUGUCCUCACUCAUUAUGGCCCCAAGGUUGAUCCGCUUGCCACACUUGUUUGCCCAAGUCAAGGCAAUAUUGCAGAGCCACAUUGACUCUAAGUGUGGACAGAUCCAACAGAGCAAGGUCCCUGCCUGUGUAUAUAGCUCCUGGGACUAUACAAUUCCUGGAGGCCUGGCAGUGGCUCUGAUCCCCUGCAUUCCAGAAAGCCAACCCCUGGAGCUGCAGGCAGCAAGUGACCCUAACCUACAUCACAAUGUUAUGCCCUGUAUGCCAGCGGCCCUUGAUCAGCAGCAACAGGCCUUACCAGCUGCUGUCAGUGACCACUCUAAGCUGCCCCGAGCCUUGUCCAAGGAAGCCAUUGAAAAACUGGAGACAGCUUUACGUCACAAGUAUCUGGCCUUCUUGUCAGGGUUGCCUGCUCUCUGUUAUGUGACCCUCUCCAAGUCCAUGGCUCCCCAAAUCACUAGCCAAUCUGUAGUCACAGAGGGGGGGCUUGGGACUAUUGAAAUCCCAAUAGAGCCUCUGACACAGACAAUCUCAUUAGAAGAACAGGGUAUAAGUCUUGGGCUGCAAGUUGGAGACGACAAUGAGACUUGUGCAGACAAUGCAGAAGAGUUCCAGCCUGAAGUGCAAGUGCAAGGAACGAGGGAGAUGGUGCCUCUAGAAAGCCAGACACAUCCUGCUAGCCUCUUCUCAUUCAAGACACAUAUGUUGGCCAAACUAAAUUACCACGUGAGGAAAAAGGUCCUAGAGAUACAAUUGGGAAUUCCCAUAAGGGCAAGGGAGUCCAGACAACAAGUUACAACAGUCCCAGAGAACAUAUCAACACAGGAGUCUCUUGGGAAUCUAAAUAAACAAGGAAAAAAAUUGCUGCAAGAACUGCCCAUCCCACCAGAUACUCCUCAUGCCCCAGAUCCAGAAUGGGUCCACCUUAAGGAACAGCUGGCCAUUGAGUUGAAGGCAGUGCAGCACAACCAAAAGACACCUAGUUCCAAAUCAGUGCCCCAUGGUUCUGCCCACUCGGCCUCCGAGAUCUCACAACCCAGUGGGGACAUGACAGAAGCACAGGUGCUUUGUGUUCAGGUGGAGGCCAGUGUGAACAACCCCAGCCUGGAGGAACCCUGGCACCCUGAGCCCCAAAGCCCUGGCAAGAGCAAGGACUCAGCCCAUGUCCCAGUGCUGGCAGAAAAGACAGAGGACCCAGGAAAACCCAAAGCAGCAGGGGACUAUGGAGAAGGGGAUGCAGGGUUGGGGCUCUCCUCAACCAGAGAAGGAAGACAUCCUGCUGAAGAUCAGAAAACAGCAGGGAUGCUUCUGAACAGGACACUCCGAGGCUCCUGGAGAUGGAGCCAUAACUUUCAUCCUGCUGAUCCCUGUCAACACAGCCCCCAGCAUCACGCUCAGCCUAAACUCCCAGAACUACCUCCAGGAGUCCCUGGGGGAAAACAAUCUGCAAAUAACCUGCAAGACAGUCAAACCGAGAUAAAUGUCAGCCUCGAAUCAGCAAGGAUUCCUGAGAAGGCCCAGCCUGUGGUGCCCCAGGCUUCACAGGGCCAGCCCUUCCUGAGUCAAGUAAUUCAGGGUAAGCAGUGGCGGGGCCAAACUUUGCAAGGUCAUGUUUUGCAGGGGCAGGUGAUGCCAGCCCAUACUCACAAGAGGCCCAGCAUUCCAGAAUCUAACUUAAGAAAUAAGAUUAAAUCAUUUCUGCACUGUUUUAGCUCCAAAAUGAAAGGCAAAGGGCAUGAGGAAUCCAUGUUCUCUACAGCUGAGAAAGUGGUCAAAGCCAGAAAAGAAAAGGUUGAGAAAAGACCAGCUCCAGCCAAAAUCUCCAUGAGAAAAACUAAGACAGACAAGCCAACGGGGCAUCCCAAGGCCCAAUCUUUCCCCACUGAGAAGCUGGUGGGCCGGACCUUCUCGGAUGGUCCUCGUUCCCCUGACAAUAAGCUCCAGCUAUGCUCCAGACAUCGUGGCUCUUCAGUUCUGGGCCACCCCCGCCACUGCCCUCGGCACUGCCCUCGAGUAGCUUGUGCCACUCAACCAAGAAACCCUACCUAG
Molecule: messenger RNA, 3990 nt
Organism: Cynocephalus volans (Philippine flying lemur)
Lineage: Eukaryota; Metazoa; Chordata; Mammalia; Dermoptera; Cynocephalidae
Product: protein SPATA31F1-like
Exons: 4
Coding region: 1-3990 (1329 amino acids)
Source: RefSeq, a predicted model, not a curated record